UAAUAAGCUAGCGUUCAUUUGCGUACUAAUUCUGACUGAGGGCGUUUGUUCGUGUCCUCUGGCCUUGUGAUAUUAUUCUCUGUGGAAUUUUCCUGUCUUGUGCUUCUGUUUCAACUGAAGACGAAGAAGUAUUAGUUUAGUUAUGGCCGACGACCUCAGUAGCGACGAACGAGACGAUAUGGAGUUGACAGAGGACGAAACCGGCCCGCCAUUGAAAUCCAAAGUUUUGAACGGAGAUCAUGAAAUAGGAGAAACCAAGGUCAGUUCCACAGCUAGAAACACUUCUGUUAGCUCGAGUAGCGGUAAGAGUGGCAGGCACGUGGAAGAAAAUGGCGAAAUUGAAGGAUCAGAGGAAGAAGUCGAGGAAGAAACAGGGGAAUCGGAAGAGGAUAGCUCGAGCGAAGAAGAGUCAUCUUCGGAAGAAUCGUACAGCGACGAUUCGGAGGAAUCUGAGAGGCUCCAGCAAGCAGGAAAGAUAGCUGAAGGUGAGCGCCCUCAGCAUGGUUAUGCUGCAUCUAGUAAAUCACUAUUUGAGAGGAAAGCUCAAGAGGCAAGUGAAACAGGAACAGCUAGAAUCAGACCCAUAGAGCAAGAGAGAGACCUAUUUGUGCCUACUAGUUCUCGACGCAGCACAUUUGAGAAAGCAGCUGCAGAUGAAGUAAAAAAGGUGACACCAAAAAUCAAAGUGGAAGACGAGGAGGUUGACUUGUCAGGAAGAGCAAAAUCUCAUAAACAGCUCUUUGAGGAACAGGCCAGGCUAAGCGCCCAGGUGUCUCCAUCUCUUCCGAGGAAAAUAUUUGGUGAGCAAGAAGGAGAAGUGGAUAUUUCUGGGAAGGCAAGAUCAAAGAAAGAGUUGUUUGAAAAAUAUGCAUCAGAGAAUAAAGCAACAUCACCCGGUGCAGAGAGAAGAAUCCUUGGAGAUGUAGACCUUUCAGGGCGAGCAAAAGCUCAUCGCAAUAUUUUCCAACAAAAGAUAGAGGAAGAGUCCCAGGUCAAAGCAUCUCGCAAGUUUCAUUUAGAGGAAGAUGUCUUUUCUGGCAAGGCAUCAUCGCGACGUGCAAUGUUUGAAAAAUUUGGGUCAUCAAAUGAUGGAAGUCAAAGGGGUUCUAAACGGGUGGAAGAAGAGGAGAUUGACUUGAGUGGAAGAGCAAAGUCCCAUCGCCAAAAGUUUGAGCAAUUUGCUGAGGAAGCCUCCAAAGUCCAAACAGCCAGGUCCAAAAGUGAUGAAUUGGAUCUUGUGGGAAAGGCAUCCUCACACAAAGAAUAUUUUGAUGAAAAGGUCGUAGAGGCUGGCAUGAUCAAAACAUCAGAAAAGAAGUUGAGAGAUGAGGAGGAGGAAGCUAUUGCUGGUAGAGCUCGAUCACACAAGAUGACUUUUGAAGAGAAGGCUGCUAAAGAUUUGGAAGUUCAAACUAGUGAUAAAUCAAGACUGCAAGAAAUACCUGAUAGAAGCACAAGGAAAAAAAGCAAGAAAGAGAAACAUGGAGAUGAACAUGAGAAGAAGAAGAAGAGGCGCAGAUCUUCAUCAAAGUCCAAAGAACACAAAGAAAAUGUGGCACAUGAAGAAGCAACUCCAGAAGACAAGAUUGAGAAUGUGUUUGAAGAAGAAAAAGCUCAAGAUGAAGAAGCAGAGGAGAGAGAAGGAGAGGCAAGGGAAGUCCUUGAGGAUGACAACAGUCAUAAAAUGAAUGGUGAGGAACAUGAAUCAGAUGAAGAGGAACAAAUAGAAGUAAAUGAGACGAUUGAAAAUGAUUUUGGAGGUGAAAUUACAGUCGCAUCUUCAGAUGUGUAUGAGUCCAGUCCAGUUGAUCUCCAUGUUGAAGAAGACACCAAUGAUGGCAAGGAAGAUGAAGAACAUGAACCUAAACAGGUUGAAGAUGAGCCUAAACCAGCCACAUCUGUUACUAUGCGUGAUGAUAGAGAUGUCCCAAUGGAUUAUCGUGCAAGGAGAGCUUUGAGAGAAAAGAAGAAAGCCAUGGAGGAAGAAGCGAAAGGUAAGGAUUCACAAGAUGGUAAGGAAAAGGAAGUUGAGAAAAGUGAAGUUAAACCUUCAGAGGAAGAAAAAUCUAAAUCAGAAGAAGAUAGAGUGAAAGAUCUGGCUACAAGAAAGGCUGAGAGAAGAGAAAGAAGAAGGCAGAGUGCACAUGGUACCUCUGAGGAUGAUGCAGAAGCUCCAUCAGAUGCCUCUUCUGUGAGGAGAACAUCUUUAGCAGCUAGAAGGGCUGAACGAAGAUUGAAAAGUGCUGGCAAGUCUGAGGAGACUGGUAAUGUUGAGAAAUCCACUAGUGUGGACAAAGUAGAAGAAGUGCAAUCUACAAUUGAUGAGAAAAGAGCAGCGCGAAGAGCAGCGACUAGGGCUGCUGAGAAGGCAACAGAAAAGAAAGAGGAAGCCAAACCUGAUAAGGAAGAAGAGAAAGAAGAUGCAUUGGCACGUAAGAGACAGGAGAGGAGAGAGAGAGCUGAGAGAAGGAGAAGCAGCAGUAAAAGUGAAGCAAUACCUGUCAAAGCCUUAACUAAGAGAGGAUCUACCUCAGAAGAAGACCAAACAAGUAAUACUUCUGAGCAGAAGUCAACAUACACAGCAUCUGUGAAAUCAAGAUUUGAGAAGAAAGGAGGUGAAGAACAAACUUUGAGUACAUCUCGAGUGAGAGAUUCAAAGCCUUCAGAGGCUAAAACCGAGACUGUGUCAGCACGGAAACAAUCAGGAGAUAAUCAGGUAAAUCAACAGGAAAAGAGAGCACAAAGAAAAGAGAAGAAUGAUGAGAUUGACAGUGUCAAAUUGAAAACAAGUGUCCAGGGAGAGAAUAGUGGUUACAAGCCAAGAGGUGCAAGAGAAACUCUGAACAAGUUUGAGGGAAAGGAGAAUACCAAAGAUACAACUACUAAACCUGUUACUGAAACUGUGAAUUUUGGGGAAUCUGAUGAUGAUAGUGAAAAGAGGACUAAUCGCUUUGCACCACCUCAACAAGAGAAAUGUGAGACAUGCACGAAGACUGUUUAUCCAAUGGAGAGGCUUGCUGCUGACAACAAGGUGUUCCAUAAAACGUGCUUUAAAUGUGCUGAGUGCAAAUCAACAUUAAGACUUGGAAACUAUGCUGCCCUACAAGGGAAACUUUAUUGUAAACCGCACUUCAAACAGCUGUUCAAAACCAAGGGGAACUAUGAUGAAGGAUUUGGCCGUGAACAGCACAAAACACAAUGGACCAAGGGUAGAUGAAACGUGUAAUGAGCAGCAAAGGAAAAACCCAAUUGCAUUCUAGAUUUCAUUACUGGUCAUUCGCUUAAGAAAUAUUGAUGUAGACUAAUAGCAAGCAAUUUAGGUCACUUUAAAAAUCUUCAACUGUAGUUUCCUCUUUUGCCUCUUGCUUCCAAGAGGCAGUAAUUAAACGCCGUCAGGAGGGAGCUAUGUCAGCAACCAAUCUUCCACCCCUUUCAUUAAAAGAGAAUCGAAAUUAUUCUUAAUGAGGAAUUCGGCGAUGGAGGAUGUACAGUUGAAGUAUUUUUAUGAUUGUUUGAAUAGUAAACAGGAGAUUUUUGAAAUAGUUUUGAUAAUUUCACAGUAAAAUUAAUAUCGUUGGAUAAUUUAAACAGUUUUCAGGGGCUGACAUAACAAUGACAGUGUGAGAUCACUCGGAUAGCUUGAAUUAUAAUUCACUGUAAUAUGUGAAUUUUAUGUUAAAUAAUGGAAGCUACAAGCUUUAAUGAAUUUUGCUAUGAAGAGUACAAAGAAUGAAAAGUGCGUGACAUUUGUGCUUUGCAUUUAGAGUAUCGGGUUUAAUAUCUUUUGGUGAAAAUCAAAUCACUUUGUACUGUAAAUAUUUUUGGAAAGAAAAUUUAGCGUGGAGUUGAUUACAGCAUAAUGUGCACUUGCACAUUGACUGGCCACAGUUGUUUCGUAAAUUUUGUUCGACCUGAAGUACUUGUAGCGGGUGGUAUAGCACAUAAAGAGGUAUUUCAUUAAUCAUUUGAUUAUUAAUUUCAGUCAAGUUCAAGAAAAUACUGGCUAACUUUUUUCAGGGAGUAAGUAUUUGUGAUCAGUGUUGCGUGACCCUAGCUACAGAAAAACAUUGUUUGCGUCACGCAAGAUCGAUUAGUUUUCACCUGAAGUACACUUGUUGUGUUAGUCCCACAGAGGUUUGGUGAGUGCAUCAUUGGCCAGGUCAUGACAAAUUCGGUUCUCCUCAGCAUGUCUAAAAUAGUUUAUUUUGAUCAGCAAUAAAUUGGAAAUGAUUUUUAGGAAUAAUUAAA
Messenger RNA from Pocillopora damicornis (cauliflower coral), 4248 nucleotides. RefSeq lists its product as uncharacterized. NCBI's taxonomy places the organism in Eukaryota, Metazoa, Cnidaria, Anthozoa, Scleractinia, Pocilloporidae. The record is from RefSeq and is a predicted model, not a curated record.